Messenger RNA from Trichomonas vaginalis G3, 240 nucleotides. RefSeq lists its product as uncharacterized. The record is from RefSeq and is a predicted model, not a curated record. The coding region runs from base 1 to 240 and encodes 79 amino acids. The transcript has a single exon. NCBI's taxonomy places the organism in Eukaryota, Parabasalia, Trichomonadida, Trichomonadidae.
AUGUCAAUCCAGAGACGUUCAACUGUCGGAAUGGAGACCAUGUGGUUUAAGCCAAAUGCAAAUGUUAUUGGUGCAUGGCGUUGUAACAACAAAAAUGACAGAGACUUUGUUAUUGACAAAUUAUGCAAAUCAUUUGCAGGAUUGCAUACCCAUUUCGAUAACGGCGACUUUGUCUUCCAGAAAAGAGAUGUUCCAGUAUUCAAGAUACCAGAUGAAAUUAAAUCUCUUGAAGAAAUGUAA